AUGGAGAACCCACGUCUGGGUUAUAAUGUGAAUGCUGCCUCCAUUGUUCCACAGCUGCGCAGAGUGGUGCAGUUUGUCUGUGAGAACACGCUGAUCUGUGAGAGCAUCAAAGAGGCCCGAGCACUGGCCUUCAACAGCCACGAGCGACGCAAGACGGUUGCUCUGGACGGGACCAUGUUUGCUAAGUCGGGGGUGAUUUCCGGAGGCUCCAGUGACCUGCGCAGUAAAGCUCGCUGCUGGGAUGAUGCUGAAGUGAAGGAGCUGAAAGAUCGGAAAGAAGACCUCAAGAAAGAGUUCAGCGAGUUGAUGAAGCUGAGGAGGAAGGAGUCCGAGCUCAGACAGAUCCAGGCCGAGUGUCAUGGAGCUCAGACACGACUAAAGUAUUCAUCUGCAGAUCUGGAGUCAGUGAGAAAGAGGACUCUGCCCAAGAUACAGGCGGACGUCUCCCGUCUGGACAGUGACCUCUCAAACCUGGAGUCUGAGAUCCUGAUGCAGGAGGAGAGUCUGGGGGAGAAACAGCAGCAGCUGGAGUCCAUCCGGGAGCAGAUCCAACAGACGGAGGACGUGGUGUUCGCUGGUUUCUGCGAAGAGAUCGGUGUGGGAAGCAUCCGAGAAUAUGAGCAGGAGGAUCUGAAGUACCACACGGAGCACGACAGGAAGAGGCUGGAGUUUGAAAAUCAACUUGCCCGUCUGAACGCAGUGCUGGAAUAUGAACACAACCAACUACAGGAGCAGAAAAAGAAACUGCAGCAGCUGCAGGAGACGCUGGAGAGACAGCAGCACGCAGUGGAGGAGCUGGACCAGGACGAGGAGAGUCUGUUGUCUGCGGUGGAGGAGGCACAGAACAAACUGCAGGAUGUGAAAAACCAACUUGAGUCAAAGAAAAAGCAGGUUUCCAACGCCAAGACUGAGCUGGAGCUGAAGACACACAGACUGCAGGCCGUAAAGAAAGAGCUGCUGAAGCUGCAGACAGACCUCAUGUCUUUGGAGUCAGAUCUGGAGCAGAGGAGACUCUUCAGACACAACCUGCUGCUGAGCUGCAAGAUCCAGGGACUGAACAUCAGGCUGCUGUCAGGAGACCUGAGCCAUCUGUGCCAGGAGUCGGAGAGCACUCUAUCCACAAUGGAGAUCUAUGAGAGAGAGGCUCAGAUCGACUACUCUGAGCUCCGACAGGACAUCCAGGACGAGCCCGACAUGGAGGGAUGUGUGGAGCGCCUCACAGACUCUGUUCUGAAUCUGGAGGAAGUCCUCGGUCGUACUGCAGCUCCAAACCUCAAAGCUCUGGAGAAGAUGAGGCACGUGAAGGACAAGCUACAGGACAUUGUGGAAGCCUUCGACGCCAGCAGCCGAGUGACGCGCCGCUGCAGUCUGGAGUUUGAGGCGGUGAAGAACCAGCGCUGUCUCCUCUUCACUCAGUGUUUCGAACAUGUAUCUGUGAAGAUCGACCAGAUUUACAAACGCCUGUGCAGGAACAGCAGCGCUCAGGCCAUCCUGAGUGCGGAGAACCCGGAGGAGCCGUAUCUUGGAGGCAUCACUUAUAACUGUGUGGCUCCAGGGAAACGCUUCAUGUCGAUGGACAACCUGUCUGGAGGAGAGAAGGCCGUAGCCGCACUCGCCCUGGUCUUUGCCAUCCACAGCUACCGGCCUGCUCCCUUCCUCAUCUUGGACGAAGUGGACGCAGCGCUGGACAACUCCAACAUCUGGAAAGUGACCAGCUUCAUUCGGGACGAGUCUCGCCACAAUCUGCAGAUCAUCGUCAUCUCUCUGAAGGAGGAGUUCUUCUCCAAAGCCGACGCUCUGCUGGGAGUCUACUCUGAUGUCUCAAACUCUUCCCUGCAGUUGGAUGAGUGGAUGUUCAGUCGCAUUCUGACCCUGGAUUUGCGUCCGUAUCCGCUGACCGACGACGACAGCGAACAGCAAAGCUCACAGGAUGGCCGCCUCCUCGCUACAUUGCCCUCCUCACUCACAUCGCCAUAA
Knipowitschia caucasica is the source of this 1977-nucleotide messenger RNA. Lineage: Eukaryota; Metazoa; Chordata; Actinopteri; Gobiiformes; Gobiidae. The record is from the annotation of a GenBank genome assembly.